AUGGGCAAAGCUAUUCACUUUGGUGGCGGAAACAUUGGCCGUGGCUUCGUUGGAGAAUUCCUCCACGAGGCUGGCUAUGAAGUCGUCUUUGUCGAUGUUGUCGACGAUCUCAUUGCCUCCAUCCAAAAGACUCCCUCGUACGACAUCACCGAAAUCAGCGAGGAGGGCGAGAAGACCAAGACAAUUACCAACUACCGCGCGCUCAACUCCAAGACACAGGAAGCCGACGUUGUCCAGGAGAUCGCAACUGCCGACAUUGUGACAUGCGCCGUUGGCCCCAGGAUUCUCCAGUUCAUCGCCCCUGUCAUUGCCAAGGGUAUCGAGUCUCGUUCUCUUGACAUCCCUCUGGCCGUCAUCGCUUGCGAGAACGCCAUCAAUGCCACUGAUGCCCUUCGCGGCCACAUCGAAAAGAAGGCCAACCCCGAGACCCUUUCUAGCCGCGCCGUAUUCGCCAACUGUGCCAUCGACCGCAUCGUCCCCAACCAGCCCCCCAACAACGGUCUGAACGUCCGCAUCGAAAAGUACUACGAGUGGGUUGUCGAACGGACACCCUUCAAGAAGCACGGUGUUGAGCACCCUAACGUCCCUGCCAUCCACUGGGUGGACACUCUCGGCCCCUACAUUGAGCGCAAGCUGUUCACCGUCAACACCGGACACGCCACUACCGCCUACUACGGCCACCUCAGCGGCAAGAAGACCAUCGCCGAUGCCCUCCAGGACUCGCAUAUUCGUGAGACCGUGCACAAGGUCCUCGAUGAAACCGCUUCUUUGAUCAUCAACAAGCACGGUAUCCCUGAGCAGGAACAGAAGGAGUAUGUCGACAAGAUCAUCGGCCGUAUCUCAAACCCGUAUCUGGAAGACAACAUUGAGCGUGUGGGCCGGGCUCCACUGCGAAAGCUCUCCCGCGACGAACGCUUCAUCGGGCCCGCCUCGCAGCUCGCUGAGCGCGGCCUAAAGUUCGAUGCCCUUCUCGGUGCCGUUGAACAGGCUCUUCGCUUCCAAAACGUCCCUGGCGAUGAGGAGAGCGCAGAGCUUGCCAAGAUUCUCAAAGAGCAGUCUGCCAAGGAAGCCACCAGCCACAUCACCGGCUUGGAGGAAAGCCACCCAUUGUACCCCCACGUACUUGAACGCGUCCAGACCGUUCAGAAUGACUCCAAGGAGCGAAAUCGGUCUCGGAUAUGA
Aspergillus calidoustus is the source of this 1182-nucleotide messenger RNA. NCBI's taxonomy places the organism in Eukaryota, Fungi, Ascomycota, Eurotiomycetes, Eurotiales, Aspergillaceae. The record is from the annotation of a GenBank genome assembly.